UAAUUGCCUUUCAAAUUAAAUGCUUCGACUGAGUUAUCCCUUUCCUCAUUCAUUACAUUACGGACUCUGGAAAUUUUCUCUAUAUGUAACAAAACAAAACAAAGAAGACUGAUAGAUAUGUCCCUCAGGCAGGCUGAGCAUCUAUCUAAUUGUACAAGAGGAGACCAACUCAUCGAUAGCUCCUAGAUUAUAACAGGAGGAUUGUGAUGGAUGCCAAUGGGAAAGCUUCAAAAAGUGGCGAAAUUGGCAGGACAGAGAACAACUACAAGUCAAGCCCAACUCAUCCCGGAGCUGAAGUGGUGCUUGUAAUCUCCGGCCACGCUUCGACAACUAGUAAUGGUGUGGAUUCAGCUCAGCCUUCCCCAGAGAUUGCUCGGUUCAGUCCUAGCCCCAACAAGCCUCCCAAAAUCCCCACCACUGAGACCCUAACUCGACGAAAAUCACUCUCGAGGUCAGUGUUCUCAAAACCCAAGUCAAGAUUUGGGGAACAAUCUGUGCCAAUUGAUUCCAAUUUGCUUCAAGAAAUUACUUCAGUGAUGCAACAAAGAAGUGAACAAACCGUGUUUUCGCCUAAUACAAACUUAUCUAGCCGGGAAUCGCCCACUAACAAAAUGGCACCCACUACUAGUACACUCAAGGAGAGUAUGAAGAUAAUGUCGAUGACUCCCAGGACUCUUUUCAUGGCGUCACCGGGAGGUGUGGGAGUAGAGAAUGAGAAUGAGAAUGAGAAUGAUGAUGAGGAUGAGAAUGAACAAAUCUAUAAGAAAGUGAGUAGUCAACAUAAAUUGAAGUAUCAGAAAUUGAAAAUGAAGGUUCUGAUUGAAUGGGUUGUGUUUUUUUCCAUCUUGGGAAUGUUCGUGGCUAGCUUGACUGUCCACAAAUUACAACAAUACAUGAUUUGGGGUUUGGAAGUUUGGAAAUGGUUUCUGCUUGUAUUGGUGACCUUUUUCGGCAUGUUGGUUACCAAAUGGUCUAUUCGUUUUGUUGUUUUCUUGAUUGAACGAUACUUUUUAUUCAGAAAGAACGUGUUGUACUUUGUUCAGGGUUUGAAAAGGAGUGUUCAGGUCUGUAUCUGGUUGAGUCUGGUUCUCCUUACUUGGGUUUUGUUGUUCAAUCGUACAGUGGAUAGAUCAGCCAAGGCCACUAGGAUUUUCGACUGUGUUACUUGGAGUAUUGUUUCUUUGCUCAUUGGGUCGUUCUUAUGGGUCUAAUUAAAGACAACGCUACUAAAGAUUUUGGCAUCAUCUUUCCAUCUCAAUAGAUUCUUCGACAGGAUUCAAGAAUCAAUCUUGCAUCAAUACAUUCUCCAAACCCUUUCAGGGCUUCCAGUUAUGGAGUCAGCCCAAAUGAUUAGGAGAGCGAGCAGCACUAGUCAUUUGAGUUUCCAAUUAAAACAGAAAGGAAAGGAAGGGAAAAAAAAAGAGGUGAUUGAUAUAAAUAAGCUUUAUAAGAUGAAGCAGGAAAAAGUUUCUGCUUGGACCUUGAAGUUGUUGGUCGAUGUGAUAUCGAGCUCAGGGCUAUCCACCAUUUCCAAUGCACUUGAUGAAAGUUUUUAUGAUGGAGGAGGUGAACAAACAGAUAAGGAGAUUACCAGUGAGAUGGAAGCAAUUGCUGCUGCCUAUCAUAUUUUCAAGAAUGUUGCUCCUACUGAUUGCGAGUAUAUCAAUGUGGAGGACCUAAGCAGAUUCAUGAUUAAGGAAGAGGUGGAUCUCGUGUUUCCACUGUUUGAAGGAUCAGAGACGGGACGAAUUGACAGAAAAUCUUUAACGGAAUGGGUGGUGAAAGUUUUCAAAGGCCGGAAAACUCUUGCACAUGCUUUAAAUGAUACCAAAACAGCUGUGAAGCAAUUGAACAAACUUGUAACGGGGAUCCUUCUUGUGAUUAUGAUUAUUGUGUGGCUUCUUUUAAUGGAAAUUGCAACCACAAAAAUACUUGUUUUCCUCUCAUCACAGCUUCUGUUAGCAGGUUUUAUGUUUAAAAACAUUUGCAAAACCAUAUUUGAAGCUAUCAUAUUUGUAUUUGUGAUGCAUCCGUUUGAUGUUGGUGAUCGUUGUGUCGUAGAUGGUGUUCAGAUGAUAGUUGAAGAAAUGAAUAUCUUAACAACUGUCUUCUUAAGAUAUGAUAAUGAAAAGAUAUACUAUCCAAAUUCAGUUUUGGCUACCAAACCCAUCAGCAAUUUCUACAGAAGCCCAGACAUGGGUGAUUCUUUGGAGUUCUCUAUUGAUUUCACAACACCAGUGGAGAAGAUUGGGGCUCUAAAAGACAACAUAAAGAAGUAUUUGGAGAAAAAUUCCCAACACUGGCAUCCUAAUCACAGUGUGGUAGUGAAGGAAAUUGAGAAUGUCAACAAGAUAAAGAUGGUUCUUUUUUUUAAUCAUACGAUGAACUUUCAAGAAUAUGGAGAGAAGAACAGGCGGAGAUCUGAACUGGUCAUAGAGAUGAAGAAAUUUUUUGAAGAGCUGGGUAUCAAAUAUAAUCUACUGCCUCAAGAAGUUCAUCUUGUUGAGUCAGCAAUGACUACUAGGACUGCCAAAUAACUAUUGUCUUGGCUUGAGACUUCAUGAGUCUUAUCUGCGAAGUGCUAUGAGAAGGGGAGGAUAUUCUUUUACCCAUGCGUUGAGGAAGGUGAGUGUGGUUGUGUUGAGGACAACGCUGAAGCUGUCUGCUUUUAUUUCUUCAUUUCUACAUUCUCGGUGACAUUUUCAUAUCAGAUAUGUUACCAUCUGUAAAAAAGAAAUCGAUCAAUUUGGCUUACGCAGUAUUCAGUCAAGCUUGCUGUGUAGUUACCUAUGUGUAAUUAAGAUAUUCAUGACUUUGUUUUGGUGAGUCAAAUAGAGAUAAGAAGGAAAGGGGUGAUCUUGCUCUGAUAUUCUCUUAGGCCCUUUGAUAUUUUCUCAGGGCAUUGGCCUGUUGUUUUGAUACUGUAGUCAAGUGGUCCUGCAACUGGUUUACCUUACUGGACCAUGAUUAGUUGGAUUUUAGUGGACUAGAUGGUCCUAUAUCCAGUCCAUGUGACCCACCAAGGGUCCUAUCACGGUAAACUUGUUUUUACUAUAUUUUGCUAUGCCUUGUUUGGGUGUGAUGUGAUCAUAUUGCACUAAUUUGGGUGCAGCUCACCAAUACUAAUGCUUGGUUGAGUAACUACUUGUGAAGUCUUUGGUUUGCAACCCUAAGAAAAUAUAAAAAAUAUUAUGUUGCAA
This is a messenger RNA of Camellia sinensis, 3200 nucleotides long. Its product is annotated as mechanosensitive ion channel protein 10-like. Lineage: Eukaryota; Viridiplantae; Streptophyta; Magnoliopsida; Ericales; Theaceae. Gene Ontology annotation, biological process: transmembrane transport; monoatomic anion transport; detection of mechanical stimulus. Gene Ontology annotation, molecular function: mechanosensitive monoatomic ion channel activity. The record is from RefSeq and is a predicted model, not a curated record. Gene Ontology annotation, cellular component: plasma membrane.